AUGUCUAUCGGCGUGGCCAUCAUCGGCAGUGGCCUCUUUGCGAAAGAGCAGCACCUACCCGCAGUCCAAGCUGCCUCAAACUUCCAACUUAAGGCCAUCUAUUCUCGCUCCUUGAAGUCAGCCCGGGAGCUCGCCAGCGGCACGUCCGAAGUUGAUCUCUACUCUGAAGACUCAGGCUCUGGCAAGUCCUAUAUCGACCUACUGGCUCGGUCAGAUAUCGGUGCUGUGGUCAUUGCCCUUCCUAUUCUGGUUCAGCCGGAGUUCAUUCGGAAAGCACUGCUCGCUGGCAAGCACGUCUUGUCCGAGAAGCCCAUCGCUAAGGAUGUUGCCACUGCCCAGGAACUUUUGAAAUGGUACAAGAGUAAUAUCGAUACCAGCAAGGUCUUCUGGGCCGUCGCCGAGAACUUCCGUUAUAUGACGAAGUUCCUCUUCGCGGCCGAGCAAGUCCAAAAGCUGGGCAAGGUCCAGAACUUCCGGGUGAACGUUCACAGCCUGAUGGAUAAAGGAAACAAGUACUUCCAUACCGCCUGGCGCAAGACUCCUGAGUACCAGGGCGGAUUCCUUUUGGACGGUGGUGUGCACAUGACUGCUGCGUUGCGCCUGAUUCUAGGUCCCACGGAGCGCCUUAGUAUUCUGUCGGCGCAGUCGCAGCUGCAGCAAUCAUUCCUGCCACCGGUUGAUACAGUGGAUGCCGUCGCGAAGACUGAGUCUGGUGCUACGGGCGUUAUCUCCUUGUCGUGGGGAUCGUCCUUUAAUAACCAGAUUUUCGAGUUUGCUUGCGAGAAAGGUGUUGUCACCUUGAACUUCGAUGAUGUGAUAGUCAACGGCGAGAAGCACCAUGUUGAGUUUGAUGGCAAGGGUGUUGUGCCAGAGGUGGCGGAGUUUGCAAACUCAAUUGUGAGUGGAAAACCUGACAAUAGACAGUCUCCCGAGGAAGCAUUGGCAGAUCUGGAGAUCUUGGAGCAGAUGUUGCGGAGUGGCGAGAAAGAUGAGAAGUUUUCGAGAUUGAACUCCGACCCGACAACUCUCGAACGCCCGGCGAGACCCAGCAAUACCGACAAGAUGGCCGCCGCUAAGCAGCACAUCCCUAUCGUGAAGAAGCGCACGCACCGCUUCAACCGUCACCAGUCUGACCGGUUCAUGCGCGUUGGCGCCUCGUGGCGCAAGCCCAAGGGUAUUGACAACUGCGUUCGUCGCCGUUUCAAGGGCCAGAUGGCCAUGCCCUCCAUCGGUUACGGUUCCAACAAGAAGACCCGCCACAUGAUGCCCUCCGGCCACAAGGCUUUCCUCGUCCAGAACGCCAAGGACGUUGAGCUCCUCCUCAUGCACAACCGCACCUUCGCUGCUGAGAUCGGCCACGCCGUUUCCUCCCGCAAGCGUGUCGAGAUUAUCGAGAAGGCCAAGGCUCUCGGUGUUAAGGUCACUAACCCCAAGGGCCGUGUCACCACCGAGGCAUAA
Molecule: messenger RNA, 1458 nt
Organism: Penicillium egyptiacum
Lineage: Eukaryota; Fungi; Ascomycota; Eurotiomycetes; Eurotiales; Aspergillaceae
Source: the annotation of a GenBank genome assembly